AUGAUCCGCUCAACACAAAUUGCCCGGCUGGAUGGCCUCAUGCUCUGCGCCUCCGUCGACGACGAAGCCACCGAAUCUACUCUCGGCGAAGUCAAGUCGCAAGUGAAGCUGAUCCUCCGCCGACUCACACGCACCUCGGAACCACAAGCGAGCAUCGAGAGCGGCUCGCAGUACACGCUCCACUACCUGAUCCAGUCCGACAUUGUGUACGUGGCCAUCACGGACCGCUCGUACCCGCGCAAGCUCGCCUUUACAUACCUCUCCGACAUCGCGGGCGAGUUCGCGACGACGCACACGCCGCAGCAGCUCAUGAACCCGACGCUUCGGCCUUAUGCGUUUAUGGACUUUGACAGCUUCAUUAGCCGCACCAAGGCGACGUACAGCGACACGCGCGCGACGCAGAAUUUGGAUAAGCUGCAUGAUGAGCUGAGGGACGUCACCAAGGUCAUGACGAAGAAUAUCGAGGAUUUGCUCUAUCGUGGUGAUAGCUUGGAGCGCAUGGGCGAGUUGAGCAGUCGGUUGAGGGAUGACAGUAAGAAGUAUAAGAGGGCGGCCGUCAGGAUUAAUUGGGACUUGCUGCUGAAGCAGUAUGGCCCUUUUGCUGCGGUGGGAAGCAUCAUUGUCUUCUUCUUGUGGUGGAGGUUCUUGUUUUGA
This is a messenger RNA of Sordaria macrospora k-hell, 654 nucleotides long. RefSeq lists its product as uncharacterized. Gene Ontology annotation, biological process: endoplasmic reticulum to Golgi vesicle-mediated transport; vesicle fusion with Golgi apparatus; retrograde vesicle-mediated transport, Golgi to endoplasmic reticulum. Gene Ontology annotation, cellular component: ER to Golgi transport vesicle membrane; Golgi membrane; SNARE complex. The record is from RefSeq and is a predicted model, not a curated record. NCBI's taxonomy places the organism in Eukaryota, Fungi, Ascomycota, Sordariomycetes, Sordariales, Sordariaceae. Gene Ontology annotation, molecular function: SNAP receptor activity.